UCUGGAUUGGGUUAACUAUAUUUGGGUCUUGUGAUCGAUCUGAUCUUUUUGGUCUAAUUUGAACUGAUUCAAAUUUUUCUAAUCUAAAACAUAGUGGAUCAAAACCAAACAUAGUGGAUAAUUGGUCGUGGAAGCUCUGGUAGGGUUUUCCCAGUGAAGAGAGAUAUGCGUGAAGUUAUUGUUCACUUCUGAGACUGUUCAUAGCCAAAUCGUUCUGUAAAAGCUUCGAUUUAGGUUUUUGUUUCUGGAAUUGAGGUUUGUAGGUUGCUGAUACUCGUACUACGAACUCCUUGACAGAGUGAGGAAAGGUUGUUCGGUGGAUACCAAGAAGUCCGGACAUUUCGUUGUUCACCUGCGACUGUCUUUCCCAAUCUCCUGCUUUCAUCCAGCUAUGAUGAGGAAGAUGCAGGGGUCUGUGACCAGGUCCCGGUUUGCUAUCCCGGCAGACACAGAUGAGGAGUUCCCAGCUCUAUCUGAUGGAAUCCGUGCGAAGAAGACUGCAAAACUAACUGAUGUUGCAUCUUUAACUCUCCUGCUCUGCUCUACUCCCAUUACCUCAGUCUUCACUAUCCCCACAUAUUCAUCAACUGCAGAAGAUGGCAGCACAAUCAAUGAAAAACAUGAAAAGUCAACUUCAGGCACAGGUCCUGAAGCUGCCAAAUCAGCAAAAACAGAACCGGCUUGAAAACAAAAUUACUUGGCUCAUGAAAAUGAUGCAAAUGCAUGACUUUAUUUUGGUGAGUCAUGACUUUAUUUUUUAGAAUCAUGACUUUAUUUUAUAGAAUCAUGACUUUAUUUUUUAGAAACAUGACUUUUUAAUGUAGUUGGUUCAAACCAUUAUAUACAUCAUGUUUGAUACUUGCAUAAUAGUAUAUGUGAUAUAUUCUAAGUAAUGCGCCUUACAUGAGUCAGGUGAGCGUUUUUUUGCACCUUGCGCCUCAGGCGAUGGGAGUACUCCGUCGCCUUUAGUGCGCCUCACAACUUUGACUACCUUGCUAGAAACUAUUUAUUGUCAUACUCUUAAUGAAAUAUAGGUCAUUGUAAAUCAGUUUAAUACUUAUAAUGUCCUAAUAUAACUUCCAGUCUUCCACAUGUGCAUUAAGGCUCCACAAGAGUUGAGCAUGUACAUCAAAACUUUAGUGCACCACUGCACCAUUCCAGGACAAAAAAACAGAGAUAGUACAAUACUAAGAAAUUGAAAAUAUGAUAUGAUAUAUUUUCAAACCAUUAUCAUAACAACACUGCAAAAUUAGGAGUUUGAACGAUGAAUAUAACUGACAGGGGGGGGGGGAGAGGAGUGGUCAUAAUGUUUUCCAUCUUGCUUCAUAUGCUCUACUGGCCCCUAAAACAAAUCAUCUUCUUGAAUGUUUUCUUGUGGAGCUUCUCGUGUACUAAUCUGAAUUGGGGUAGCAGUCUUGGAUGGAGAGGAAGCAGUAAGCGACCAUGAAUGUGCUUCUGUUGACCAUGAGGUUUCUGUGGCUCCUCCUACAGCAAGUUGAGUGGGACCAUGUUUCUGUGGUGCUGGCACUUGAAUGUGCUGCUGUUGACCAUGAGGAGCCUUCUUUCCUUGCUCCUUCAAGAUGUCUCUCAAAGAUGUGGGUUUUGGUAUUUUUCCAGAGUCAGACCACGCGGGAGUAGGAGCGGAAGGGUUUGCACUCUCAGCCUUCCAUAAAACAAAAUCUCCCAGAGAAGGGCCAAAAGGUACAGCAGGUAAGCAUCUUUAUCCGUUUGAGAUUGACGAGAACCACUCUUGCCUUUGUUCUCAAUGAGGCUUGAUGAUCCUUCAGAAAUUUCCACAGGAAGAACAACAUGUGCCGAGUUCCUAGAUGACGCAGCCUUUGCUUUUGCCGACUUCUUGCGAUUUUUUUCCGUAUUUUUUAUUUCAAUAAAAGUUUCACCAUCAUCUUCAAUAUCAGACACCUUUGUUCCAUCAUUUUCACUUCCCUCUGGUUGUGCAUUCACAUUAUUGACCACAACUUUGUUUUUUUUCCUGUCCAAUACUCCAAUGUUUCAGGUUCAGAGGCUACAUCUAAUGCGGUUGGAUAACCAUGUGCUUCAGAUAUCACAUGAGAAAGAACAAUGCCCUUAGAUUCUGAUGACUUUGAGUUUUUUUGUCUGAGACGAUCCAUUCCCGCUGUCAACAGCCUGCAUUUUACCAGACUUUUUCUUUUUUGGUUUCUUCUCUAUGGAUUUCUUAACUUCACAUGAUGCAGUACUCUUCGUGUCCUUCAGAGAAGAUGACUCAACAUCCUUCAUUUCAUUAUUUACCACGGACAAUUCAAAGGCUCUUUGAUCACCUUCACAUUGUUGAUAUGCUUUUUGCACUAGCAUAUGAGGUGAAGUGUAAGAGUACAAUUCACUAGCUAUAUCACUAGCUAAUAAUGGCCUGGGGCAAAGCAUUGACAGUAGUAACUCACCACUUUCUUUCAUUCUUUUUUAUUUUCUUAUUUACUUGUUUAGAAUUUUGGCAAUAGCCUGUUGUGUUUUGUAAUUCCAUUUUUGCUUAGUUGUUUUAUUUUGUAGUUUAGAGGUGAAAUUUUACUUAUUUAUAGGAAAGAUGUACUAAGUUGAACUAGUGUGUGAUUAAUGUAAUGUUCACUUUGCAGGUGAAGUAUGAUAGAAGCAAGUGAGGGUUCAAAUGAUGAAGUUGGUAGCAUAAGAACUGGUUUCAUUCUGUGCAAGUCUACAAAAGAAGAUAUGUGAAGGCCCUAGGAAGUGUGGUGUAAAAGUUAGACAUAUUAGCGUUUUGUUCUUGUAUAUUAGUUGUUGUUUCUGGGUGUGUCCCCAUGAAUUAUGUAGUAUGUACAUUCACAUUUAUGUGAAAAAUUGAGAUAUAAAUAAAAAUCUUUGAAUUUUGGUUAUUUAUUAGUAUUAAAUUAUAUUACAUGUAUAAUAUAUAUAUAUAUGUAUAUUGAAAUAUAUAUAUACUUAUGAUACUAAUGUAUC
Molecule: messenger RNA, 2946 nt
Organism: Cuscuta epithymum
Lineage: Eukaryota; Viridiplantae; Streptophyta; Magnoliopsida; Solanales; Convolvulaceae
Source: the annotation of a GenBank genome assembly